GCCAGAGCUAUCAGAUGGGUCCAGCUGCCGCAGGCUCUCCAGGCACUGUCCCCUAAGUGACAGCUGUUACUGCCUGGGAGAGCUCAAGUGCAAAGACUAUCCUGUUCUCCCAUAAAGAGGAGGAAAAGGAAGAUACAGAAAUCAGUGCUGCUCCCAACAGCAGAUCAAGGCAGUCGUCAGGAACUCAGGAUCCGGGGGGUCUUCACGGCUUCUCUGCCCAGGGGCCAGAACCGAGGAGGCCAGGAGGGCUGCUGGGGCUAAAGGGUCUAAGGACCUCGUUGCACACGCUACCAGGAGCAGGGGCAUGGAGCACAGUGAGGGGGCUCCCGGAGACCCAGCCGGUACUGUGGUGCCCCAGGAGCUGCUGGAAGAGAUGCUUUGGUUUUUUCGUGUGGAAGAUGCAUCUCCCUGGAAUCAUUCCAUCCUUGCCCUGGCAGCUGUGGUGGUCAUUAUAAGCAUGGUCCUCCUGGGAAGAAGCAUCCAGGCAAGCAGAAAAGAAAAGAUGCAGCCACCAGAAAAAGAAACUCCAGAAGUCCUGCAUUUGGAUGAGGCCAAGGAUCACAACAGCCUAAACAACCUAAGAGAAACUUUGCUCUCAGAAAAGCCAAACUUGGCCCAGGUGGAACUUGAGUUAAAAGAGAAAGAUGUGCUGUCAGUUUUCCUUCCGGAGGUACCAGAAACUGAGAGCUAGUGAGGGUUCAGAGAAGCCCCAUCCUAAGCCAGGCACAUGAUGUGGGCUCAGCUCAGUGGCCUGAAACCUCUCAGGUUUUAGAGUCUCUCCCAAGAAGCCGCUUUUUUCUUUUUCUUUCUUUUUUUUUUUUCUUAGCAGAUACAAUGAAUGAACUGCAAGCAAACUAAAAUUCUGUUAUUAAAAAAAAUAUUUUAUUAAAAUGCUCCUGGAAGUGA
Messenger RNA from Gorilla gorilla gorilla (western lowland gorilla), 906 nucleotides. It is a transcript of the gene SLC51B, whose product is annotated as SLC51 subunit beta. The record is from RefSeq and is a predicted model, not a curated record. Gene Ontology annotation, biological process: bile acid and bile salt transport. Gene Ontology annotation, molecular function: transmembrane transporter activity; protein heterodimerization activity. The coding region runs from base 305 to 691 and encodes 128 amino acids. NCBI's taxonomy places the organism in Eukaryota, Metazoa, Chordata, Mammalia, Primates, Hominidae. Gene Ontology annotation, cellular component: protein-containing complex; plasma membrane. The transcript has 4 exons.